UUAUUCAACUGGCGGCUAACCGACCAAUCGAAAGGGCACGUUAAUAGUCAAUGUCUAUACAACGACAGUCGAGACGCCUUCGCAGUUGAUUCAUGACGUUCAAACCGUUCAGUCUUCGUCGCGGUAAUAUUCGCAUACCCGAGAUAACUUGUUUUACUAUUUGUUUUUCUAAGGAAUUAUGAUAUUUAUUUUAAGUCUUCCUUAACUUUGACAUUUACGUUAUUUGAAUACAUUAUUUGAAGUUUAUUAUAUAUGAACAAAUUAAUAUUUAAUACCUCGUAAUCGGCAAUAAAUAUAUGAUUACAAAAUAAUAUAUUUAUCAUAGAAGUUAAUAUCAAUUGAUAAUAAUUAUUGAAUAUUAUACGCAACACACGCUAUAUAAAUGUAUUCAGUGCUCUAGAAAUAUUUUUAUUUCAUCAACCUUGUCCUUAAUGUUGAUUAAAAAUCACCAUCGAAAGGAAAAGUUCCAUCCUUCAACGACAAUUACGCACAAGCUGCAAUAAGACCGUUCCUGUUGACAUGGCGAUGAGAUGAGAUCCAAUGACUGGUGGCCGUUACUGUGGAUAUGCAUACUCCUCUGUUUCCAUGCUCAUUCCGUCGGUGGUCAAUCACCGACACCAACUAUAAUCACAACGUGUCCGCCACAAGUUACUGAUCAGUCGUGUUCUUGUUACGACUUUGAGGACGGAAUUUUUCUCGAAUGUCCCGGAGCCACUGGAACGGGUGUGCGCAAUGCACUUUCCUCUGUAGCCGGCGGUUUGAUUCAGUCACUGAGCAUCUACGACUUGGAAUCCACCGUAUCUAUAUUGUCAGCAGACUUAUUUCCUCCAAACACCAAACUCCGACAACUUCAAAUAUCCCACUCUAACCUGUCGGUAAUCGCAGAAGAUGGGUUGAAUAACAUUAAAAGUUUAGAGUCUUUUGCAAUGCUAUCGGGUAAACUACGGGAAAUACCUCAAAAAACUUUCACCAGUUUGACGUUAUUGAAGACAAUCGAUAUCGAGUCCAACGAUAUCGCCGAACUAGGCAGUUAUGCUUUCUCUGGUUUGCAAUUAAUCAAAAUCAACCUCAAGGGUAACUCAAUACUUAAGAUAUCAGAGUACUCAUUUGCUGGACUAGAAACUAGUCUCACUGAACUUGAUCUGUCUGAUAAUAAAAUAAAAACGUUUCCAACGUCCGCUGUCAGACGGCUAGAGCGUCUCAUGUCCUUAAGAAUCGCAUGGAACGAAAUAGCGUCGAUUCACGACGACCGUUAUUCCUAUAUGAAAAGUCUUGUACAGCUAGACCUGAGUUCCAAUAAUUUCGAAUCAGUUCCUGAAGAUGCAUUCCGUUUAUUUCCUAAGCUCAAGAUGCUGUCUCUUUACUACAAUUCAGUUGAAAGCAUACACAAACGAGGUUUUAGCACACUGAUUGAACUUGAAACUAUCGACAUUAGUCGCAACAAAAUAGUUUUUAUGGAUUUUAGCACAUUUAAGUACAACAUUCACUUACGGACAAUAGACUUAAGCCAUAAUCAUAUUCAUUAUAUUAGUGGUUUGUUUGCUAAUCUUCCCGAGCUCAGAGAACUAUUCCUUUCUGAAAACAAUAUACUAGAAAUCUCGGGUGACUCAUUUUCUAAUUCUCCAAAGUUAUCGGUAAUAUACAUUCAACAAAACGCUAUCAGAAUAAUCGAACCUGGUGCUUUUACAAGUUCACCCGAACUAAUGCAACUGUAUUUGAGUGAUAAUUAUAUAGAAACCAUAGAUGCCAAUGUAUUUUUUUAUUGUAACAAACUUACGUCAUUGAGUUUGGAUAACAAUCGCAUUGUUAAAAUUGAAAACGGUGCAUUCCGAAACAAUUAUCGACUCAAAGAACUCAGACUGCAAAACAACAAACUAUCAAAAAUAUUACGAACGCAGUUCGAGACGUUACCUGAAUUGUUGGAAUUACAUUUACAAAACAACGCAAUAGUGGAAAUUGAAUCGGGUGCAUUCAAAACCCUCAAAAGUCUACAACAUAUUAAUCUCCAAAGUAACGUUCUCACUCAUUUAGGUGACGUAUUCCUACAUAACGCGCCAUCAUUAGUGUCAAUACAAAUCGAUUCUAAUGUGUUAGCGAGUUUAAACAACAAGUCACUUCAUGGUCAAUCAAAUCUAAAAGUAAUGUGGCUUAGUCACAACAAACUGACUAAAUUAGAUAAAUCCCUAUUUGCUGACUUAAAUCAAGUACAAAGGAUUUACUUAAACAAUAAUUCCAUCGAGAAUAUUGAACUUGGAACAUUUGAAUCUAUGCAAGCUCUGGUAUUUCUGGAUCUUAGUUUUAAUCAGUUACAAGAAAUUACCUCUAAAACAUUCGCUGAACUCAGGGGACUGAAUGAACUGCACCUCACAGAUAAUCGUAUUUCUCGGAUAGACGCAAAUUCAUUUGCGGCGCUGAAAAAAUUAACGGUUCUUAACCUGUCCAACAAUCCACUCACGAAACUGCAUAGGUAUAUGUUUCAAAAAGAUUUGCCCAUACAAAAUUUAUAUCUCAACAAUUGCUCAUUAAGAACCAUUGAUAACGGAACAUUUUCCAAUUUGAACGUUCUUAACGAACUUUACAUGAAACAUAACUACUUAUUUGCCGAUGCGUUAAUCCAAGUGGACGUGCCUACGUUGACUAUAUUGGAUAUAUCUUACAAUAAUUUAGAUGGCCUUAAUUCAACUGUCUUAAAAUACCUACCAAACGUAAAGCGCGUGUAUUUAGACAGUUGUAACAUAGGUCAAAUUUCUGCCACGACAUUCAAAUUUAAUCUCGAAGUCUCUAUGAUGUCUUUGUCGAAUAACAAGCUGACAGCUCUACCUGCAGAUUUGUUCAAAGGACAGACCAGUUUAAACAUACUGAUUUUGGAUGGAAACGAUUUCAACGCCAUGCCUUAUGCCACAUUGGCGAACUGUGAGAGUCUGCAAAAACUAUCUGUCGCCAGAAAUAUGUUAACCGAAUUGGAUAUGUCCAAAUUAACUAGUAUGAAAAACCUUCAAAGCCUCUCAGUUUCUGAAAACCGAGUUCAAAUACUUGCUGGGUUUCCACCUUCAUACUUCACACUUUUGACCGAUUUGAACUUGUCAAACAACAUACUAUCGUCAUUGCCACUAAAUUUUUUUCAAUCACUAGAACAUCUAGACAUGUCCAAUAAUCAUUUCAGAAAAGUUCCCCAGCUUACCAAAAAUCUCCAGUUCUUAAACCUCACUCACAACCCGCUGGGGCAAAUACACGAAACAACAAAGCCCAUGACGAUCGAACACACUGACUUAGAAGAACUCCACGUAUGUGGAACGAAUUUAUCGGUGCUAGCAAGUAACGAUUUCUUGUCGUUCAACAAUCUUCAUCGUUUGUACAUGUCUGAUAAUAAAAUAUCAAAAAUAUCUCCCGGUACAUUCAGCGUUCUUGAAGAACUACACACGCUUGACUUGAGUAAUAAUCUUAUGGAAUUUCUGCCCCAAGAAAGAUUACAGGGACUAUCACGUCUGCGGUUGUUGAAUUUGUCACGUAAUUCAUUAAAAGAAAUCGAAGAUCUUUCUUCAGACUUGAUAUCACUGCAAGUACUAGAUAUUUCAUACAACCAACUGGAAAAAAUCAGCAAAGGUUUGUUCCGUAACUUGGAAAGUUUGGCUGAACUACAUUUAUACGGAAAUUGGCUAUCAUUUAUAUCUCCGGACGCAUUUCGAUCGUUAAAAAAACUUAAUAUGUUAGAUUUGGGUAAAAAUAAUUUCAAGAACUUGCCAAUAAAUGCUCUUAGGCCGUUGGAAACACAAAUAAAAAGUUUGCGUACAGAAGAAAAUCCAAUAAACUGUGAUUGCGACCAACAAGAGCUAUGGGAAUGGAUAAGAGACCACCAAAAGUUAACAUCCGAUCUAAGCACGAAAGGCUUGAUUUGUCAUCACCCUCCCGAACUCAAAGGUCAGAAAUUUAUGGAACUUGAGCCUCCUACGUUUUGUGCCAUGCCCGUCGUACUUAAACUCGCCAUUCAAGACAUUCAGCCAUAUUCAAUCUUUGUGUCAUGGAAAGGGCGAAAUCACACGGGCCUACACGGUUACAGAGUUGCGUAUUAUCCAAUCGAAGAUCCGGAUUAUCCAGCAGCAGCCAUUUCGUCGGUUGCAGUAAUGCCCAAUAUCAUGAACAAAUUUCUCGAUAAGAACACUCAAACUACUCUGCUGGACAACCUUAAGCCAGAGACCCGGUACUUAGUAUGUGUGUUGGGUCUAGGUAAUUGGAUACCCAUGAACAGUUCCCGCCAUCUGCAGGACGAUUCUCAGAGUAGCCGUUGUACCGAAGUAAAAACAUUAGAAGGCGACAUAGCAUAUUAUUCCGAUGAACAUCACAAGAGCUCAAUACUGACGAGGCGGUUAGGUCUGAUCAUUGGCAGCUGUUUGGGCUGUGUCGUGUUUAUAGUGUUAGUAUCCGUUCUUGGGUAUCUGAAAAUCAAAAAACAAAGAGAAGACACAAAAAGGGAACAGCCACUUCCUCCCGAGUAUUUGUCUUACAGGCAUUUUUCUUUGCAUACCACCGACCCAAUUGUUGCCGCUCCUGCAUUAAGUCAAAUUGGCCCGAUUACUACUGUACAUUAAAAGACAUUUUGUUUUGUUAAUAAUAUUAUUUACCUAUUAUUAUUAUUAUUAUUGUUAUUAUUAAGUGAUAAUAUUAUAUCAUGUUGGAUCCCAUAGUUAAUUGUUAACAAAAACAUACCUAUAACAUGAUAUACCUUAAUAAGAUUAACAAAAUAAUUAAUUACAAUGUUUAAUCGUUAAGUGUUUGUAAAUAUAAUCAUUUUUUUUUUCCAAACAGAUUCAAAUAAUACAGCACAAUAAUUAUUGGAACUGUAAUUUUUUGUAGAUGAGGUAAAAUUGUUCCAAUCCUUACAUAGGCCCUGUUAUUACGAAAUACCAAUAGAUCGUAUGAAUAGUUACAUAAGUUUCAAAUUAGUAAUGGUAUACGAAAUUUAAAAUACAUGCGUAUACGUGAUUUAUAGAUAUGUACUUUACAUGUUUAUGUGAUAAAAGUUCAAUACCACAAGCGAGCUAUUGUUAGGAGUGAAUGGCUCGACCGAUUUUGUUUUCUUUUUACGUAAAAAAUAUUGUUUUUAUUUUAUUUACAUACGUUUUUACACAAAAUUCGUCGAAGUUGUUUAUAUAGGUAUCGAAAUUGUAUUCGUACUCCCGUAUGUGUACUGAAUAUAUUGUUAUAAACCAUUUUCAAUUUCAGAAUAGAAACUCGUGUUCGAAAAUGUUUGUAUUUGCGAUAAAUCUAUUAUACUACGGCAGUCGACUGUUGUUUAUUAAUUAAAACCGUUUUCGAGAUCAGUGGGAGUGGAGGCGAUACAGCGCACAUAUUACUAUUAUAUAACCAGAGAUAAGAAACUUUUACAUCCCGUAGCCUCCUAGCUACCCAUUCACCCUUCCAAGCGCCACGUGCCCAAACUUUAACAAAACAUUGCGAUCGCUAAUCCAUCGCUUGAUUUACGCCAAAAAUAUAUGCCCGACAUAAUCAUUGAUUUGUGGCAUGUGGUCUGAUCACUGCGACCGUAUCGUUUUGAACGUAACAUCAAUCAUCGGGUGGUUAUAUCCAACAAUUAGCUGCCGAUUUGUUUUUCUUCACGUCCGACUGUGUAAAAUUAAUCGACCAUCGAUUGAUCUGCUGAAAUCCAAAUUGCAAUAAAAUCAACUAUAUUUUUCGCAAAUAAAUAGGACACUAAAAUUUGUAACUAUAUUAUUGAAUGUAUUACAAUGGUAUUUAUAAACUAUAAUAAAAGGUUUUAACAUUUUUUUAAUUUUAGAUUGUUAGAUUAAUUUUGGCUACCGGCAAACCAAAAAUUUGGUACAAACCCAAAAUUAUUAACGACAAAACAACAAUAAACCAAAAUAAAAAAUGAUAUUACCCUUUAAAAUCCUUUAAAAUUGUGUUGUCGUGUGCUCAAAACUCAUGGUAUUUUGAAAAUCAUAUUUUUUUUAAAAAGUAUAUAAUAUAAUAUUAUUAUACAAUUAUUAAACACCAAUGUCCGUCGCAAAUUGCCCAUGCUUAUAAAUCACUGCAAUCAACAUUUAACGUAGUCGGAUCUCAUCGUUAAAUUGAAUUAGAGAAACGUAUAAGUCCUACGUGCGUCAUUUUCAAUUUAAUUUUCUGAUUUUUUUUUUUAUUUUGUGAGAAAAAACGUACGGUAGCAUUUCAAAACGAUAUUUAUUGUUUUGUUUUAGCACUACUUUAAUAAAAAAAAAAGGUAACUCUAAAUUGCUGCGUUUCGUUAGCGAUAUAAUUUUUGAAAAUAACAAGAAAACGUGUUUAUAAUUUUUUAUUCUUGUGCCGCGUGCCAAGACCAUUCCAAAUAUCAAUAUAUCACGUCAUAACAAUCGAGUUUACGGAAAAGGUAAAAUCCUCCGAAAUUAACCCCGUUGUUGUACAAAAUACUUAUUAGUAUCGUAUUAUGGCGCGCAAAGUCGUUUGUUGUCCCGAAAACCGUUUAAACGACUUAAUUGCAUCACUGCCCGAUUUACGAAAGCCGUCGGCGUUUCACCUACCGAGCGACGUUUUAUUGUUUUGUUUGGUUUACAUUUAGUCGUCCGGUCGCGAAUGAGACGCUUUGUGUGUAUAUUUUGAGAAAAUUAGCUUACAAAUGAGUAAAACUAUAUAAUAUUGUAGGUGUCUAUAGAAACCGCGUUUAUACCUCCGUCGUAUGUAAUAACGUGUUAAUAGUUAUACCGUGUUGUUAAUGAUAAUUAUUAUUAAUUAUAAUGAUGGUGUAUAAUAAGGCUACGCAACACUAUAAUAUUGUACACCGAUUAAUAUUAUAAUAUUUAUAUUAUAAAUACCGAAAAUCGAUUAAAUCAAAAUCGUGAAAUUUGUACGUUUUGUUUGUUAAUUAAAAUAUUAUUGUGUUAUGUAUUGUAUACGGAUAAACUACUAGGUUAAACGCAUAUAACCUAUACCUAUACCUGUUUACAAUAAUAUAUUAAUAAUAUGUUACACAUACUUACCUAUUAUUGUUUUCAGUUUUUAUUUUAUUUAUUUAUUCUUUGUUUUUUGCAAACGUGAUUUAUAAUAAUAUGUGUAUUGAGAAUAAAUGUUUUUUUUUUUUAA
Molecule: messenger RNA, 7089 nt
Organism: Rhopalosiphum padi (bird cherry-oat aphid)
Lineage: Eukaryota; Metazoa; Arthropoda; Insecta; Hemiptera; Aphididae
Product: chaoptin-like
Exons: 4
Coding region: 531-4586 (1351 amino acids)
Molecular function (GO): protein binding
Source: RefSeq, a predicted model, not a curated record